This is a messenger RNA of Saprolegnia parasitica CBS 223.65, 603 nucleotides long. RefSeq lists its product as hypothetical. The transcript is spliced from 2 exons. Bases 1 to 603 code for a protein of 200 amino acids. The record is from RefSeq and is a predicted model, not a curated record. NCBI's taxonomy places the organism in Eukaryota, Oomycota, Saprolegniomycetes, Saprolegniales, Saprolegniaceae.
AUGGAUGCCUGGGAAGCCUUUGAUGGCGCUUGCGCCGAGCACGUCCGGUUCUACCUUGCCCACCUGGACACACUCCAGUCCUACCUUCCAGAUAUGAAGGCGCCUGACGAUGCCACAAGGUGCUACGGGACAGGCGCGAUGCUGCUGCUCGUCGCCCUCGUUGUCGGCGUCUACCGCCCGCGACUCGUCCACGACAUGCUGGCCCUCCCGGCUACACUGUUGUGUCUCUGCUUUGCCCAUGCAUUUGAGAUGCCAGCGCAGUACGAAGUACUGUUGGCACCACUUCUUGGCGCGUUCUUGGCCGAGCACCCCCGCGUCAGCUUCUACGGCCUCAUGCUGCACGCGGACGUGGUGACAACGCUCUAUCUUUUGCCAGCGUGGACGACGCCCGCAAAGAUCGCGACUGCCGUGGCCAAAGCGUUGGUCUUCGUGGCCGAAAUGCUGGCAUCGGCCGUCAUCACCGCGGGCCUCGCCAUGAUGAGUGUGCACUUUGGCUGCGUAGGCACCGUGCCAACGCCUCUUGCUCAAGCUGUUGGAUGUGGCGUCUUUGGUCUCGUACUGCGCCGCCAGCACCAAGCGGGGCGUCUCAAACUUUCUUAUUAA